Molecule: messenger RNA, 2071 nt
Organism: Hermetia illucens (black soldier fly)
Lineage: Eukaryota; Metazoa; Arthropoda; Insecta; Diptera; Stratiomyidae
Gene: RpA-70
Product: replication protein A 70 kDa DNA-binding subunit
Exons: 9
Coding region: 122-1987 (621 amino acids)
Biological process (GO): DNA replication; DNA recombination; DNA repair
Cellular component (GO): nucleus
Molecular function (GO): DNA binding
Source: RefSeq, a predicted model, not a curated record
UACGCGCUUAAACUGUUGUCAGACGCAUUUCACUAUCAGCCGCAAUUCGCUUUGCAUUUUUCCUGUUGGGAGGAAGUCGAUAACGAAUACUUUUACGAUCCUCUUCAGAUAAUCUGAAAAAAUGGCCCGAAUAGCUACGCUAACGACUGGUUGCAUGGAGUCCAUCCUGUCCGGGGUCGAUAUCGACAAGCCGGUCGUCCAGAUCCUCGGUUCCAAGAAAAUCCCUGGACCGGAAGGCACGGAUCGUCUGCGGUUGCUCGUUUCGGACGGGAAGCACUUGAACAGUUUCGCUAUGUUGGCCACACAAUUAAAUGAUUUGCAUGCCAAAGGUGAACUCGAUGAAAACACGAUUGUGCGGCUGGACCGGUACUGCACGUCGAUGGUCAACAAGUCUGAGAAGGGAGACAGGCGUGUGUUAGUCAUCCUUGAGUUGACAGUUCUGACUAGCGGAUUGCAAGUGGGCAAGAAAAUCGGAACGCCAGUUCCCUACACUGGAGAACCACAAAAACCUGCGAGUAAUGUCUCGAAACCGGCACCAAGCGCGGCGACGCCAUCCAGUAAUACAUCGAAUGGAUCCGCAUUCGGUUCAAGGCCAACAGCAGCGAGCCCGUACGGGGCAUCCAAUGGAUCAUCGUUUGGACGGAAUGCAGCGCCUUCCACGCAAGGGGGCCAGCAAUUGACUCAUCCCAUUGCAAGUCUCAGUCCUUACCAAAACAGAUGGGUCAUAAAAGCUCGUGUCACAGCCAAAUCUGGCAUGCGUUCAUGGAGUAACGCAAAAGGCGAAGGAAAACUUUUCAGCAUGGAUCUCAUGGAUGAAUCCGGUGAAAUUCGGGCAACCGCUUUCCGUGACGCUGCCGAUAAAUUCUAUGAUCUUAUUGAAGUUGAUAAAGUCUACUACAUCUCCAAGUGCCAAUUGAAAUCGGCCAACAAACAGUUUUCAACAUUGAAUAAUGACUAUGAAAUGACAUUCACCAAUGAAACCACCGUUCAGCCAUGCGACGAUGAUGAGUCCUGCAUACCAAAGAUGCAGUUCAACUUUGUGCCCAUCGCACAGAUUGCAAACAUAGAGCCGAAAGCCGCAGUUGAUGUAAUUGGUGUUUGCAAAGAAACUGGAGAAAUCCAACGUUUUACGGGAAGGACGAAUAAUAAGGAAUUCAUAAAAAGGGAAAUCACUCUAGUUGACUCGAGCAAUGCUAGCGUUGCCUUGACUCUAUGGGGUGAUGAUGCUGUAAAUUUCGAUGGUCAUGUCCAACCAGUUAUUCUUGUGAAGGGCGCUAGAGUUUCAGAAUUCGGGGGUGGAAAAACUAUAAACCUCGGAGUGGGAUCUUCAAUGAAAAUCAACCCUGACAUUCCAGAAGGUCACAAACUGCGUGGAUGGUUUGACAAUGGUGGCGGUGACGAAAUUCAGUCAAAUGUUUCGACCAGAUCGGCUGCCGGUGGCGGAUCUUUCAACACAGAAUGGUUGACAUUCCAUGAAGCUCAGCUUAAGAAUUUGGGUGCCGAUGACAAGCCCGACUAUUUCCAAGUUAAAGCAGUGAUCCACAUGGUGAAAGCGACAAAUGCCACAUAUAAAGCUUGCCCGCAGCCUGAUUGUAACAAGAAAGUAAUCGAUGAGGAGAACGGCAUGUAUCGUUGCGAGAAAUGUAAUCAAAGCUACACCAAUUUCAAGUACAGACUCCUUAUAAAUAUGAGUGUUGCCGAUUGGACCUCUAACCGCUGGGUGACAUGCUUCAAUGAAAUUGGCGAACAGCUGCUUGGCAAAUCAGCGCAAGAAGUCGGCAGAGAUAUCGAAGAACAAGGGGAAGCAGCUCUACAGACAAUGAAUUUUAAAUCCUAUGUUUUCAAGCUAAGAGCUAAAAUGGAGAUGUUUGGGGAUGUAGGUCGAAACAAAAUGACAGUGAUGAAUAUUUCCCCAGUAAAUUACAAGGAGUACAAUAGACAUUUGAUAAAAGACUUGCAGGAGCUAACUGGCAUUGGAAAAGUUUAGACGGAGUCACGGUUUUUUAUCUUUAUCUUAUACAUCAUAUGCUAUUCUAUGUUAACGGUUUUGAAUAAAUUAUAAGUUUUUCAU